Messenger RNA from Microthlaspi erraticum, 276 nucleotides. The record is from the annotation of a GenBank genome assembly. Lineage: Eukaryota; Viridiplantae; Streptophyta; Magnoliopsida; Brassicales; Brassicaceae.
AUGAGUGGAUCCGAAUCGCUUACCCUGAAGCGCUUCCGAGCGAUCUUAUCACUUUGUAUCUUUGCAACAGCUACAAACAAAAUCCGAGACAACGAUCACACGGAAGAAGGAAGAUCGAAAUUCAGAAAUUCGAGGCCCCGGAGCUGCUCCACUGAAGGUUCGCGUAAGAAGCUACCACCGGAAACGCGAUUGAAAACACCGGAAAAGAGAGGGAUUCUAUCACCCGAAGAGAAAGCUAAGGAUUCGAUUCUCCCGGACAAAUUUCACGGCGACUGA